AUGGUGAAAGUAUCAGCGUGGAAUCAUCACCUAGUGUGCCAGUAAUGAACAAUUUUACCCGGUUUUCCUUCCACCGCCCACCCAGCGCUGCUGCGGCUUCUGCUACAAGAGCAACUGCAAGUCCAAGACCUACCGUGGCAAAAGCAUUCCAAAGGAACAUCUUCAUUGGUGAGCUUGUGGAUGGCAAGUUGGAGACAAGCAGGACGCUAACUGUGCGUUUUUCUGAAUUUGAAGCCUCUGUUUUGGGUAUCACCAGUAAGGUCACUGAUGCCCUUGAACAAGAUGACUCAUUCGUCCUUACAGAUGGUCAAGGAAACAAAAUCCUAGAUUCCGAAGGAACCAGAGGAUCAGCAUUUUGGAAGCAAAAUGCAAGGAAAGUAUUUGCUGUGAAGGAAGAAGACUUACUGCAGUUACAAGCAAGUAAAAAGAGAAGACUGAGUCGACGAGAAGAUACUAGCCUUGAUUACAUUUUCGAUCAAAUAGAGGAGGUAGUGCUUGCAGCUCAGGGUCUUAAAGGAGUCUCCAGUACAAUAAAGGAACUGCAAGAGUUGGCAAAUUCCAACCGGAGAACAGACGUGUGUCUGACAGAGGCCCAAGCAGCAGCAGUUAGAGAUGGCUUUGCCUGUGUCAUCUGCAGAAGCGUCAUGGCUGAUCCCAUGGUCUCAUCGUGCUGCCAGAGCCUUAUUGGUUGCAGGAUCUGCAUUGAGGAGUGGCAGAAAACUUCUGCCAUUUGCCCAAAGUGUCGCGCUGAUGAAUUUAGUGUUAACGCACACAGACUAAAUGGACUCUCUGAUGCAUUGGAUGCACUAGGUAACAUACUCAGCGAGUAAUACUCUAUGCAGAGUAUGUGCACAGUUGCAUAAAUGUUCUUAACUGUUCUGUUUCUUUGCACAACACUUGCACUCUUUGAUGUGCUUACUUUAAAUAUGGUGUUAUUUACUUUGUACAAUGCUGUUAAAUGUUGAUGUUGCUGUGAAAGUAAUUUACAAGCAAAAUUUGCACCUUUAUGCUACGUUAUUUUCAGAAAGUCAUUAAAAGAACAGUUUAAAAUACUGAUACAAUACUUAUGGAUUUAUAUGACAUUUUAUUCCAGAGU
Astyanax mexicanus (Mexican tetra) is the source of this 1096-nucleotide messenger RNA. RefSeq names its product RING finger protein 141-like. NCBI's taxonomy places the organism in Eukaryota, Metazoa, Chordata, Actinopteri, Characiformes, Acestrorhamphidae. The transcript is spliced from 5 exons. The record is from RefSeq and is a predicted model, not a curated record. The coding region runs from base 45 to 830 and encodes 261 amino acids.